GCAGCUGCCAGCCUGUGCCUAGGAGUGUGGGGACCAGCGCGGCGGCAAGCAGACCGGCACCAUGGCCUCGUCUCAGGGGAAAAACGAGCUGAAAUUCGCCGACUGGAUGGCAACUCUGCCUGAGAGCAUCCACAGCAUUCCCCUCACCAAUUUAGCCAUCCCAGGGUCCCAUGAUUCCUUCAGCUUCUACAUUGAUGAAGCCUCUCCAGUAGGCCCUGAGCAGCCAGAAACUGUCCAAAAUUUUGUCUCUGUGUUCGGAACUGUAGCCAAGAAGCUGAUGCGGAAAUGGUUAGCCACUCAAACAAUGAGCUUCACUGGUCAGCUGGGAGCUGGAAUCCGUUACUUUGACCUUCGAAUUUCCACGAAGCCCAGAGACCCAGACAAUGAACUGUACUUUGCUCAUGGCUUAUUCAGUGCCAAAGUCAAUGAGGGUCUUGAAGAGAUCAAUGCAUUUCUCACAGAUCAUCACAAAGAGGUAGUAUUCUUGGACUUCAACCAUUUUUAUGGAAUGCAGAAAUACCACCAUGAAAAACUGGUCCAAAUGCUGAAAGACAUCUAUGGAAACAAAAUGUGCCCAGCCAUUUUUGCCCAGGAAGUAAGUCUAAAGUACCUAUGGGAGAAGGACUAUCAAGUAUUGGUCUUCUACCACAGUCCAGUGGCACUGGAAGUGCCCUUUCUUUGGCCUGGGCAGAUGAUGCCAGCACCUUGGGCAAACACAACAGACCCUGAGAAAUUGAUCCAGUUUCUUCAGGCAUCCAUUACUGAGAGAAGAAAGAAGGGCUCGUUUUUUAUAUCUCAGGUGGUGCUGACACCCAAAGCAAGCACUGUGGUCAAAGGUGUGGCAAGUGGCCUCAGAGAAACAAUCACAGAAAGGGCUCUUCCAGCCAUGAUGCAAUGGGUCCGCACCCAGGAGCCAGGAGAGAGCGGCAUCAAUAUUGUCACCGCUGAUUUUGUAGAACUUGGAGACUUUAUCAGCACUGUCAUAAAGCUCAACUAUGUCUUUGAUGAGGGAGAAGCCAACACUUGAUAUUACUCUUUGGGGUGUCCAUGAGUAAGAUAGGAAAGCCUCAUUGUAUUAGACAUAUUAUCAACAACCCUCUGAUUUUCCUAUUCCACCGAGUCUCUGAAGGAUUUAGGGCUGGAAGUGGGUGGGAAAAGAGGGUAAACCAUGUCUUCAGUGAUUGUAACCAUAUUCUGCAUUACUCUAUAAAUAUGCCAUUCCCAUUGGUGAGCAAAAUCUACUUCUAGUGUUAGGAAUAGAAAAGAACAGUGACUUUUGUUUUUCAGAAUUAAUGUUUGUGAUACGUAACUCAUGAGUGUUUACUUGACUGCAUUUUCUAAUUUCAACCUUGGGCUCCUAUAUUGUUCAUACCCUCUACUCUUUCCACUCCUUCUCUCUUGCUCCCUCUUCCUAAUUAGAUGCUUUAUGGUUCUCCAAACAAUUGAAUGCCCAACAUAUUGUGUAUUGCACUGUUGUAAUGAAAUGUGUUUGUUUUGUGACAAUUGGUAAAAUAUUCCAUAGUCAUCUGUAAUUGGGCAAUCAUAGUUAAUUCUUGGCCGUAGAAAAUAUGCAUCAAAUCAGUUUCCUUGCAUCAGUAAUAUUGGCAGUUAUUAGUGAUUUUUGUGUUCUAUCAAAACAAUGGUGUUUCACAGUAUUUCUGUGUGAGGCAGCUAUGACUAUUAUGCAAAUGGAUUUCUGAAAAGACUGUGAGUGUCAGGUCCAUAGUGAAAAAAAGAGGAAUGGUACAUGCAGAGGCAGAUGCUAUUUUAAUUCAGCAAAGUCUGAAAUACUAACGCCCAGCGAAUGUCAAGCUACAAGUGUGUGGAAAUCAGCAAAAAAAUUUAAGUUUUUAUAAACUUCUCUUAAUAAUUAUAUUUUUUCUAAAAUUCAAAAUAGAAAGACCAUGACCAAUUUCCUAUAAAAUUGAGGUUCUAAAUGCAAAAUUCUAAAACCUAGAUUUUGGAAACAAAACGAA
Messenger RNA from Psammomys obesus (fat sand rat), 1976 nucleotides. RefSeq names its product phosphatidylinositol specific phospholipase C X domain containing 3 (gene Plcxd3). Gene Ontology annotation, biological process: lipid metabolic process. Gene Ontology annotation, cellular component: synapse. The coding region runs from base 62 to 1027 and encodes 321 amino acids. NCBI's taxonomy places the organism in Eukaryota, Metazoa, Chordata, Mammalia, Rodentia, Muridae. The record is from RefSeq and is a predicted model, not a curated record. The transcript has 3 exons. Gene Ontology annotation, molecular function: phosphoric diester hydrolase activity.